ACUGCGGACACAGUGCAGGAGAUGACCAGAGACUGCGGACACAGUACAGGAGAUGACCAGAGACUGCGGACACAGUACAGGAGAUGACCAGAGACUGCGGACACAGUACAGGAGAUGACCAAGAGACUGCGGACACAGUACAGGAGAUGACCAAGAGACUGCGGACACAGUACAGGGAUGACCAGAGACUGCGACAGUGCAGGGGAUGACCAGAGACUGCGGACAGUACAGGGAAUGACCAGAGACUGCGGACACAGUGCAGGAGAUGACCAGAGACUGCAGACAACAGUGCAGGAAAUGACCAGAGACUGCAGACAGUGCAGGAAAUGACCAGAGACUGCAGACA
Molecule: messenger RNA, 346 nt
Organism: Staurois parvus
Lineage: Eukaryota; Metazoa; Chordata; Amphibia; Anura; Ranidae
Source: the annotation of a GenBank genome assembly